Messenger RNA from Phyllostomus hastatus (greater spear-nosed bat), 1729 nucleotides. RefSeq names its product cytochrome P450 4X1-like. The record is from RefSeq and is a predicted model, not a curated record. The coding region runs from base 119 to 1642 and encodes 507 amino acids. The transcript has 12 exons. Gene Ontology annotation, molecular function: oxidoreductase activity, acting on paired donors, with incorporation or reduction of molecular oxygen; heme binding; monooxygenase activity. Lineage: Eukaryota; Metazoa; Chordata; Mammalia; Chiroptera; Phyllostomidae.
AGCUUCCCGGGAGCACAGAGACGCAGUGGCCUGGGUGAUCCUCCCCAACCACCAGGCUUGGAAAGAUCACCCUCUCCCGGGAUCCCCGGAGACUGCCUGCAAUCAGCAGUGCCCAGUCAUGGAGUUCGCCUGGCUGGACACGAGCUGGGCGAGGCCCUUUUACCUGGCGUUCGUGUUCUUCUUGACCCUGGGGCUGCUGCAGGCCAUCAAGCUCUACCUGCGGAGGGAGCAGCUGCUGCGAGAUCUGCGCGCCUUUCCCGGUCCAACCCCGCACUGGUUCACCGGGAACCAGAAGUUAGUUCUGGAUGGCAACUUGGAGGAACUUGAGGAGGUUGUUGGAAAAUACCCGUGUGCCUUUCCCAUCUGGCUUGGGCCUUUUCAGGCAUUUUUCUAUAUCUGUGACCCAGACUAUGCAAGGACAUUUCUGAGCAGAACAGAUCCCAAGUCCAAGUACUUAUACAAGUUCUUGAUUCCAUUAAUCGGAGAAGGACUACUGAACCUAAAUGGGCCCAUGUGGUUCCAGCACCGACAUCUAAUAACUCCUGCAUUUAAUUUUAAUAUUUUGAGAUCCCAUGUCAAUGUGUUGACCCAGACUGUGAACAUAAUGCUGAGUAAAUGGGAGAAGAUGUGCGGCACUCAAAAUACACUUGUGGAGGUCUCUAGGGACAUCAGCUUGAUGACUCUGGAUACACUCAUGAAAUGUACCUUCAGCAAAGAGACCAAUUGCCAGAUAAACAGCUCCCAUGAUGAAUAUGUCAAUGCACUAUCUGAAGUUUCCAAAAUUAUCUCUAAAUGCUUGUACACUUCCUUGCUUCACUAUGACAUGAUUUUCAAAUUCACCACAGCUUACCGCCGCCUACAGAAGAUAGCCAACAUUCUGAAUCAGUACACAGAGCUGAUUAUCCAAGACAGAAGGAAAUCCUUCAAGGAUAAGAAGGAACAGGGUAACACUGAGAAAAGGAAGUAUCAGGAUUUUCUGGAUGUUAUCCUUUCUGCCCAGGCUGAAAAUUACAACAUCUUCUCAGAUACCGACCUGCACUCUGAAGUGAACACAUUCAUGGUGGCAGGGCAAGACACCGUAGGAGGGGCCAUUGCCUGGCUGCUUUACCACCUGGCUCAGAACCCUGAGCAUCAGAAGAGAUGCCGGGAAGAGAUCAGGGGCAUCCUGGGGGAUGGAUCUUCUAUCACCUGGGACCAGCUGGGUGAGAUGUCAUAUACCACAAUGUGUAUCAAGGAGUCACUCCGACUGACACCUACAGUCACAGCCAUUUCCAGAGAACUCAGGAAGCCCAUAAGCUUCCCAGAUGGACGCUCCUUGCCUGCAGGAAUGACAGUGGUUCUCAGUAUAUGGGGUCUUCACCACAACCCUGCCAUCUGGGAAAACCCCAAGGUUUUUGACCCCUUGAGGUUUUCUCCAGAGAAUUAUAGUAAGAGACACACCCACUCCUUCUUGCCAUUCUCAGCUGGACCAAGGAACUGCAUUGGGCAGCACUUCGCCAUGAUUGAGUUAAAGGUGGCCAUUGCCUUGAUUCUACUCCGCUUCAAGGUGGCUCCAGACCCCACCAGGUCUCCUUCCCCCUCAGUUCAGGGUCUCCUGAAACCCAAGAAUGGGAUCCAUUUGUACCUGAAAAAAAUUUCCUAAUAUGAGAGCUCAGGGUACAAUGAUUAUGUAUAUUUUAUUUUAAAGUUAAGUUAUGAUUAAUGCUAUAAAAACAUUGAGAGGAAUCAA